AGUCAAACGUCAAACAUAAGAAAUAGCUAAAACUAGUAAAAUGACAUCAGUUCCUCCAGCACCAGCUAACCCGGAAAUUAAAUAUACAAAGUUGUUCAUCAACAACGAAUGGGUUGAUGCAAAAGAUGGAUCAACAUUUGCAACAAUAAAUCCGGCAACUGAAGAAAAAAUUGCUGAUAUUGCGGAAGCAAAAGAAGAUGAUGUUGACGCCGCGGUCGCAGCUGCUCAAGCAGCGUUUGCACACGGUUCUGAAUGGAGAAGAACAGAUCCGUCCAUGAGAGGCAUUUUACUCAACAAAUUUGCAGAUUUAAUUGAAAGAGACUUGCAGUAUUUGGCGGUUCUUGAAUCACUGGACAACGGCAGAAUAUAUGCGGAUACAUAUUUGUAUGAUAUUCCUGGUUCAAUAAAAGUUCUUCGAUAUUUUGCUGGAUAUGCCGACAAAUAUCACGGAAAGACAAUUCCGUUUGACGGAGAUUAUUUUUGCUACACAAAACAUGAACCAGUCGGAGUGUGCGCUGCAAUAUUACCCUGGAAUUUCCCGAUAUCUCUUGCGACGUGGAAAAUGGGACCUUGUCUGGCGAUGGGAAAUGUACUAGUGUUGAAGCCAGCUGAACAGAGUUCUCUAACAGCACUUUAUUUGGCUUCCCUAGUCAAAGAAGCAGGAUUUCCACCAGGAGUGUUUAACGUCGUCACAGGCUUUGGGAAAACAACGGGAAGUGCGCUCGCCCAUCACAUGCACGUAGAUAAAAUUGCGUUUACAGGAUCGGGAGCAACUGGGAGACUGAUUCAGAAAGCUGCUGCAGAUUCCAACUUGAAACGAGUUUCCUUAGAACUAGGCGGAAAGUCCCCGGCGAUCGUGUUUGCAGAUGUUGAUGUGGAUUAUGCAGUCGAAACCUCACACGGAGCAAUCUUCUGUCAUAGUGGUCAAGUAUGUAACGCAGGAUCGAGAACAUACGUUCAUGCUGAUAUUUAUGAUGAAUUUGUGCAAAAAAGUAUUGAAAGAGCGAAGAAGCUGAAAAUUGGAAGUCCACUCGAUUCGAGUACUGAACACGGUCCUGUGGUGAGUAAAGAACAAGAAGAGCGUGUACUCAAAUUUUUGAACAAAGGUAUACAAGAUGGAUGUAAACUGGAAUGUGGCGGGAAGAAAUGGGACGGUAGUAAUGGAUAUUUCAUCGAACCGACGGUUCUUACGAAUGUAAAGGAUGAUAUGCAGAUUACACAGGAAGAGGUUUUCGGUCCGAUUCAGCAAAUCUACAAAUUCAAAGACGUUAGUGAAGUUAUUGAACGAGCAAAUAAUACCAAGUAUGGACUUGCUGCCGCAGUUAUCACGAAUGAUAUUAACAAAGUGAUGGCGAUAACCAAUCAGAUUAAAGCUGGAAUGAUAUGGGUUAACUGUUACUGGAGUGCAAGUCCUGGAGCUCCGUUCGGCGGAUAUAAAGAGUCUGGAUAUGGGCGAGACAAGGGUGAAAACGCACUUGAACAAUAUACUGAAGUGAAGACCGUCAUAACUAAAAUUCCACAAUGAAGAGUGUAGCAAAUUUCAGCUGUGUAAAUAAAUGAAGCAUGAGAGAAUGUCAAUAUGUUUUAAAUAGUAACUGAAUACCGUACUGUAUGAGUGUCCCAUUAUAGUUAUGGUCUGGGCUAAAGGAAGUGGGGCGGAAUUUACAAUCAUCUGAUUCUAUUCAUGACCAGAAGCACUGGGGCAGCAUUCACCGCCCGGUAAACGAAGAUUAAGUUGGCAAGUGAAAGAGUGGCCUCCAAAUUUCUGUGUACACGCCACGUGUUGAAAAGCCAUUUUA
Molecule: messenger RNA, 1799 nt
Organism: Styela clava
Lineage: Eukaryota; Metazoa; Chordata; Ascidiacea; Stolidobranchia; Styelidae
Product: aldehyde dehydrogenase X, mitochondrial-like
Molecular function (GO): oxidoreductase activity, acting on the aldehyde or oxo group of donors, NAD or NADP as acceptor
Source: RefSeq, a predicted model, not a curated record